AUGGGCAAAGAUACGACAAUUGAGAAUUUCAAGAGGCUAUUGCUAGUUCAAUUGAAAAGGCUCGUGGCUUUUGGAAAGCUGUUCAAAGUGAAGGGUUCGUACAAGCUUCCAUCGGCUUCGAAGCGAGCUGCCUCUGCACCGAUUAAGAAGAAGAUUGCUAAAAUUGUUUCUUCUAUUCAACGGUAUUUGCUUUCCCUUUCAUUGGAGGCUGUGAAAAAAGCACUUAUUCCAACAUUUUCUUUUUCCGGCAGUGAAGGGGUGGCGUUGGGCGAUCCACUGGCAUUGGACGGUCAGCUGGCAGGUAGGGAAGUGAGUGGUUCCUGA
Olea europaea var. sylvestris is the source of this 324-nucleotide messenger RNA. Its product is annotated as histone H1.1-like. The transcript is spliced from 4 exons. Bases 1 to 324 code for a protein of 107 amino acids. The record is from RefSeq and is a predicted model, not a curated record. Lineage: Eukaryota; Viridiplantae; Streptophyta; Magnoliopsida; Lamiales; Oleaceae.